This is a messenger RNA of Nicrophorus vespilloides, 9940 nucleotides long. It is a transcript of the gene Ten-m, whose product is annotated as teneurin-m. Lineage: Eukaryota; Metazoa; Arthropoda; Insecta; Coleoptera; Silphidae. The transcript is spliced from 12 exons. The record is from RefSeq and is a predicted model, not a curated record. Gene Ontology annotation, biological process: motor neuron axon guidance. Bases 531 to 8432 code for a protein of 2633 amino acids.
AUUAUAGCGUGCUAUCGAGAAAACGUAGAGAGAUUAACAGUCCUCCGCAUGUGUCUGUGUUAUCCGAUCCGAACACCUUCGGGUCUCUUGCUAGUCUUAAGAUUGAUGGUGGUACGCAUGCCGGUACAUUAGCACCCUUGCAUGAAUUCUUCCCAAGUAGUAGUACAGAGCCCGUUACUGCCACUGAAGAAACUGAAACAGUGACUAACACCAACGACGAUAGCAAUACCAGCAAUGGUGUCAGCAUCAGCACAACAACCCUUGAUCCAACGGAGAACUCUGAAGAGGACACCACCGCAAUCCCGACGACGACAGCUCAAUCGGAUAUCGAUUUGAACUCCUCGUCCUCAUCCACUGUAGUUACCACCACGAACGAAUCCCUCUCCACGACCGAAACCACCACCGACCUUAUUCCCACAACCACCGAAUCGGACGAUAUCCCGUCAACAUCCGAAUCACCGCCAACACCGGAGAUCCUGCAAGAUGUCAUCGAAAUCACCGCCGAAGAUGUUAAAGACAAGUCGAUCGAGAUGGAGACGAACAGCAAAUUGGGCGAAAGCCACAGCAUGAAACCGUCUCAUCUCGAGGGUCCCGAGGUCAUCCAGCACGAUUUCCCGAUCUACUCGUACGGCGGACAGGACGAGAUCGAAAUAGUCAAGCUUAAUCAAAAACAGCACUUAUCGACGACGAUGAAGUCGAAAAUAAUGUACAACCAUGGCGAGGACGAGAUCGUCAAAGUGGAGAACGAAAAGAAUUUCCCUAAUUACACAUCAAAGGAAUUAAACGAUUCGGAAAAAAAGCCGCCAUCAAAGGACGUAAUUACAUCGAAUCACUCGAACGCCAACGUGCAGAUCAUUCAAAUACCGUCGAUGAACGCUCAGCCAUCGAAUGCGAACGCGAAAAGAGUCCUGGUGAAUGUCACCAUUUCCACCGAAUCGGAUUCCAAUAAUCCGUACGCGUCGCAAUCAGUCUACGUGCUUUCCGUCUCUGUUCCCACCGAUGGCAAUUCAGACUCAUCACCUGGAAUACAAGUGGAUAGUCACCAGCAGCAGCAGCAGAAGUUGCAACCUGCAGCGAUGAUGCACGUGCCGAAUGAGUGGGCCAAAUCCAACGACAUCACCGAAAAGCCGAUGGUCGAAGGAGGCGAAUGCCAGUGCUCCUGUCCUUGCCUGGAAGAUGAUAACAAUUCCAGAGACAACAUCGAGGAAACGUACGAUUUGAUUGAACAAAACCUAACAGUUUCCAAAUUAACGACAGAAAAGGAGAUGGAAUCUAGCAGCGACCAGUAUGAGACUACAACUGUAAUUACAGAGGAUACCACUUCGUUUAGCACAACCGAAGCAACGGAAUACACUUGUCCCCCAGAAGCCUCCUCACAACCACCACCACCCAUUCUCAUAUUAGAAGGAGCGAGAACGUUUCCGGCCCAGUCGUUUCCACCCGAUGGGACAACGUUUUCCCAAAUAUCAUUAGGACAACGAUUGUCCAAGGAGAUCCCUCCGUACGGCUACUGGAACAUGCAAUUCUACCAAUCCGAAGCGGCUUACGUGAAGUUCGACUAUAGCAUUCCGCGUGGAGCAAGCAUAGGUGUAUACGCCAGGCGCAACGCUUUACCCACUCACACACAAUACCACAUACUGGAGGUCUUGAGCGGGUUUAAAGCUCGAAUGUCGAGGGCCUCGCACUCUUCUGUGAAGAAGGAGGUGACGCACUACAUGGAGCAAGGACACUGGUUCCUGUCCCUCUACAACGAUGACGGUGAUCCGCAGGAGGUGGCCUUCAUCGCCGCCGUCGCCGACGAUAUGACCCACAACUGCCCGAACGGAUGCAGCGGAAAGGGUGAAUGCCUUAUGGGUCAUUGCCAAUGUAACCCAGGAUUCGGCGGAGACGAUUGCAGCGAGAGUGUAUGUCCGGUGCUGUGCAGCCAACGAGGAGAGUACAUCAACGGCGAGUGUCAAUGCAAUCCAGGCUGGAAGGGCAAAGAGUGCUCCCUCAGACACGACGAAUGCGAAGUACCAGAUUGCAAUGGACACGGUCAUUGUUCCAACGGAAAGUGUUCUUGCGUGCGCGGUUACAAGGGCAAAUUCUGCGAAGAGGUCGACUGCCCGCAUCCCAACUGCAGAGGCCACGGUUAUUGCGUCGAAGGUACUUGCAUAUGCAAAAAGGGUUGGAAGGGCGUUGAUUGCGGCCAAAUGGAUAAAGACGCCCUCCAGUGUCUGCCAGAUUGCUCGGGUCAUGGGACAUUCGACCUGGACACCCAAACCUGCACCUGCGAACCCAGAUGGUCCGGAGAGGAUUGCUCCAGAGAACUGUGCGAUUUGGAUUGCGGCAACCACGGACAUUGCGUUUCCGAUGCCUGCCAAUGCGAUCAAGGCUGGGGCGGCGAGUCUUGCAAUUUGAAGCUCUGCGACCCCAGAUGUAACGAGCACGGUCAAUGCAAGAACGGCACUUGUCUCUGCGUUACUGGAUGGAACGGUAAGCAUUGCACGAUGGAAGGAUGUCCGAACAGUUGUUCCAACCAUGGUCAAUGUCGCUUCAACGCGGACAACGCCUGGGAAUGCAGAUGCGAGAACGGCUGGGAUGGCCCAGACUGCAACGUCCUCCUCGAACAGAACUGCAACGAUGGCCGGGAUAACGAUAAAGAUGGUUUGGUGGAUUGCGAGGAUCCGGAGUGCUGCUCCAACCGUCUGUGCAAGAACAGCCAGCUGUGCGUCUCCGCUCCGAAACCCAUCGACAUUCUGCUCAGGAAACAGCCGCCAGCGAUCACAGCUUCCUUCUUCGAACGCAUGAAGUUCCUAAUCGACGAAGGCAGUCUCCAAAAUUACGCUCGCCAAGAAACAUUCAACGAAAGCCGCUCCGCUGUUGUUCGUGGUAGAGUUAUUACUCAAAUGGGAAUGGGCUUGAUGGGAGUGCGAGUGAGUACAAGCACUCCUUUGGAAGGAUUCACUUUGACCAGAGACGAUGGAUGGUUUGAUUUGCUGGUGAACGGAGGUGGAGCUGUGACGCUGCAAUUCGGAAGAUCACCGUUCAGACCUCAAUCUCAUAUCGUUUUGGUACCAUGGAACGAGGUGGUGAUCAUCGAUGAUGUUAUGAUGACUACGGGAGAGGAGAAAUCGAUGAUGGGAAUUCCGCAACCUUGCGGCGCCCACGACUUUGACACUAUGAAACCGGUGGUAUUAGCUACGUGGAAGCACGGCUUCCAAGGCGCCUGUCCAGACAAGAGCGCGAUCUUGGCAGAAUCUCAGGUCGUUCAAGAGAGCAUGCAGAUCCCUGGCACCGGCCUGAAUCUGGUGUAUCAUAGUUCUCGAGCGGCAGGAUACUUGUCGACGAUACAACUGCAAUUAACCCCGGAGACUAUCCCGACUGCCCUGAAUUUGAUCCACCUCAGAAUAACCAUCGAGGGCAUUCUCUUUGAGAAAACCUUUGAAGCGGAUCCGGUUAUAAAGUUCACGUACGCCUGGAACAGACUGAACGUGUACAGGCAAAGGGUGUACGGAGUGACCACGGCCAUUGUCAAAGUUGGCUACCAAUACACGGAUUGUAAGGACAUUAUUUGGGACGUGCAGACCACUAAAUUGAGUGGACACGAUAUGAGCAUUUCGGAGGUCGGCGGUUGGAAUUUGGAUAUCCAUCACAGAUACAAUUUCCACGAAGGAAUUCUGCAGAAGGGCGACGGCUCGAACAUCUACUUGAAGCAUAAGCCGCGAGUGAUAUUAACAACUAUGGGCGAUGGUCACCAGAGACCACUCGAAUGCCAGGACUGCGAAGGACAGGCCAAUAAACAAAGGUUAUUGGCUCCUGUUGCCUUGGCCACCGCUCCGGAUGGCUCCAUUUUCGUCGGCGACUUCAAUCUCGUGAGGAAAAUCCUAACCGAUGGAACUGUUAAAACGGUCGUCCGUUUGAAUGCUACGAGAGUGUCUUAUCGCUACCACAUGGCUCUCAGUCCUUUGGAUGGAACGCUUUAUAUCUCAGACCCGGAGUCGCAUCAAAUUAUACGAGUGAGGAAUACUGAAGAGUACGGUGAUCCAGAAAGGAAUUGGGAAACGGUCGUUGGGUCUGGUGAACGUUGUUUGCCUGGAGAUGAGGCGCACUGCGGCGAUGGUGCUUUGGCCAGAGACGCUAAAUUGGCUUAUCCUAAAGGCGUUGCCGUCUCCAAUGAUAACGUACUGUAUUUCGCCGAUGGAACAAACAUCAGGAUGGUGGAUCGAGAUGGAAUCGUGACUACUGUUAUCGGUAACCAUAUGCACAAGUCGCAUUGGAAACCGAUUCCGUGCGAAGGAACUCUGAACAUCGAGGAAGUGCAUCUGAGAUGGCCCACGGAACUUGCCAUCAACCCCAUCGAUAAUUCCCUGCACAUCAUCGACGACCAUAUGAUCCUCCAGUUGACUUCCGAUGGAAGAGUGAAGGUUGUUGCGGGAAGACCUCUGCACUGCGCUUCGCCCGCUUCUGGAUACGACAUCGAGCUUGCCACCCAUGCGACUUUGGUAAUGCCUCAGAGCAUCACCUUCAGCGCUGGAGGAGAUUUGUACGUAGCCGAGAGCGAUUCGCAGAGGAUCAAUCGCAUCCGUGUGAUUGGUACGGACGGGAAAAUAGCUCCGUACGCUGGCGCCGAAUCGAAGUGCAAUUGCCUGGAGCGCGGCUGCGAUUGCUACGAGGCCGACCAUUACCUGGCCUCCAAUUCCAAAUUCAACACAAUUUCCGCAGUCGCCGUCAGCCCCGACGGGCAUGUCCAUAUCGGUGAUCAGGCCAAUUACCGGAUCCGAUCAGUGAUGGCCAGCAUACCGGACUCCAGCACGUCCAGGGAAUACGAGAUAUUCUCGCCGGAGACGCAAGAGAUCUACAUCUUCAAUAGAUUCGGACAGCACAUCGCUACCAAGAACAUACUGACCGGAGAGACCAACUACCUCUUCACUUAUAACGUGAACACCAGCAACGGAAAACUGAGCACCGUCACCGACGCCGCCGGCAACAAGGUCUUCCUCCUCAGGGACUACUCGAGCCAGGUGAACUCCAUCGAGAACACCAAGGGGCAAAAGUGCAGACUGCGGAUGUCCAGGAUGAGAAUGCUGCACGAACUUAGCACUCCAGAUAAUUACAACGUCACGUUCGAUUACCACGGCCCAACAGGAUUGCUGAAAACCAAACUGGACAGCAGCGGAAGGAGUUACGUGUACAAUUACGACGAAUUCGGAAGACUGACUACUGCCGUAACACCAACCGGAAAGGUCAUCAGUCUGUCCUUCGAUCUGAGCAUUAAGGGAGCGACAGUUAAGGUCGGACAGGACAACAAGAAACCGAUAAGCAUGUUGAUUAAGGGAUCGAGUGUAUCCACGAUUGUCGGAGAAGCCGAGCAAAAGAUAAUUCUAUUGGCCGAUGGCGGAGUAGAAUACACGACCUCCUGGGGGCACAUCGUUACAACUGAUACCGUUCCAUACAGCGUGCUUGCAGAGUUGGACCCGAUAUUGGGAGAAAGUUAUCCGGUUCCAGCUAAGCAAAGAUCCGAGCUCGGAGGAGAUCUGGCCAACAGAUUCGAGUGGAGAUACUUCUUGAGACGCGUCCAAAACAAGGGCAAGAACGUUAUUCCGAAAGAAGUAGCACAAGUUGGACGCAAGUUACGCGUCAACGGGGACAACCUUUUGACUUUAGAAUACGAUCGCAAUACCGCUUCCGUUUCCGUCUUCAUGGAUGACCGCGUGGAAUUGUUGAACGUUACGUACGAUAGAACGGCGAGACCCGUCAAAUGGGGACCCAGGAACGGCAUCUUCUCUGAAGUCGAAUUGGAAUACGAUAGAUUCAGCCGCUUGACCAACUGGAAGUGGGGUGAUUUGAGCGAAACCUACGGCUUUGACAGGGCCGGAAGGUUGAACGAAAUUAAGUACGGCGAUGGUUCUUCGAUGAUUUACGCCUUCAAGGAUAUGUUUAGCAGUUUGCCUUUGAAGGUGACUACGCCUCGCGGAUCCGAUUAUUUGCUUCAAUACGACGAAGCCGGUGCGCUUCAAUCAUUGACUACACCCAGAGGACACAUUCACACGUUCUCUCUGCAGACGUCCCUUGGAUUCUUCAAAUACCAAUACUUCUCCCCAAUGAACCGCCACCCGUACGAGAUCAUAUACAACGACGAUGGACAGAUACUUGCUAAAGUGUACCCGCAUCAGUCGGGACGCGUGGCUUACGUGUACGAUUCCACCGGGAAAUUGGAAACUAGCCUGGCCGGAUUGAGUUCCACACAUUAUGUGUACCAGGAGACUUCGGGUCUGGUGAAGAAUGUGGACAUUGUCGAACCGAACUUUGAAUUGAAGCAGGAAUUCAAGUACCAUGCCGGCAUAUUGAAGGACGAGAAGCUCAAGUUCAACAGCAAGAGCGGCUUGGAUAACGCUCAUUACAAGUAUUCGUACGAUGGUAAUGCGCGAUUGUCCGCCAUCGACGUGGACAUCAAUGGGAAAGAAUUGCCGCAGCUUAGGAUGAAAUUCCAUCAGAACUACGGUAUCUUGGAAGGAAUCAGCGAUUUGCGCAUCUACAGAAACACCUUCAAUAGAUCGGUGAUGCAAGACAGCGGCAAGCAAUUCUUCACGAUCACAGAAUACGACGAUCGCGGCAGGAUUAAAUCCAUUUUGAUCAACAUCAAAUCGUUCGAUGUGUUUAGAUUGGAAGUGGAAUAUGAUACAAGGAAUAGAAUUAAAACUCAGAAGUUGCUCGUCGGCAGAUCGACUAGUAUGGAUAGGAUUUCUUAUAAUGCCGAUGGGCAUGUGCUCGAAGUGGUUGGCUCAAGCAAUUGGAAGUACGUGUACGAUGAGAACGGCAACAUUAUCGGUGUUAUCAAGGAAAAGGAGAAGAUCUCUUUGGGCUACGAUAGCGGAGAUAGAGUGGUGCAGUACGGAGAUGUUGAGUUCAAUAACUACGAUAAUCGCGGUUACGUUGUGAGGAGAGGCGAGCAGAAGUACCGGUACAACUCCAGAGGUCAGCUGAUCCACGCCUUCGAAAGAGACAAGUUCCAGACGUGGUACUAUUACGACGACAGGGGCCGUCUUAUUUCGUGGAACGACGAUAAAGGCAACGUGACCCAGUACUUCUACUCGAAUCCGAGCACCCCAGAUCUCGUGUCGCACGUCCACUUCCCGAAAACCGGCCGCACUUUCCGAUUCCUUUACGAUCAGAGAGACGUCAUCAUCACCGUCGAGACCAGCGAGCAAAGAUUCUACGUGGCCUCCGAUCAGAACGGCUCACCACUCGCCCUCUUCGAUAUCAACGGUAAUUUGAUCAAGGAGAUGAAACGCACGCCUUUCGGAAGCAUCAUCAUGGACACGAAUCCCGAUUUCUAUUUGCCGGUCGACUUCCACGGCGGCAUUCUCGAUCCCAACACCAAGUUGGUGUACCUCUCGAAGAGGCUUUACGAUCCUGUCGUCGGGCAAUGGAUGACACCCGCCUGGGAACAGUUGGCCACUAAGCUCACGACGCCGACCGACGUGUUUAUAUACAGAUUCCAAAACAACGACCCCAUCAAUCCCAAAUCGGACGUGAAGUACAUGACGGAUUUGAACAGCUGGCUGCAGCUCUACGGCUACAACGUGAAGGACAUGAUGGGUUCGGAAUAUCUGAAUAAGCUUAUAUACAGACCGCAGGCCGCGGUUAUUUCUAGGCAACUGGCGCCAGAUUUCGGCGUAAUGUCCGGACUGCAAUGCAUAGUGGAAAAGGUGAACGAAAAGUUCUCGGACUUGGGCUUCGUGCCGAAACCGCUGCUGAAGAUGGAGCCGAAAACGAGGAAUCUGCUUCCGCGAGUGGCCUACAGGAAGGCCGUGUUCGGGGAAGGUGUGCUUCUCUCAAAGAUCAAUGGAAGGGCUUUGGUCAGUGUUGUAGAGGGUGUCAACAGUGUAGUGCAAGACGUCGUGACGUCCGUGUUCAACAACUCGUUCUUCUUGGAGAUGCACUUCAGCAUCCACGAUCAGGACGUCUUCUAUUUCGUCAAGGACAACGUGCUGAAGAUCAAGGAUGAUCUCGAGGAGUUGAGGAGACUCGGUGGAAUGUUCAACGUGUCCACGCACGAGAUAACCGAGCACGGUUCGCCCGCUGGAACGGAGCUGAGGCUUCACAAUCCAGACGCCGUGGUCAUCAUCAAAUACGGUGCUGAUCCAGAGCAAGAGCGACACAGGAUCUUGAGGCAUGCCCACAAGAGGGCCGUCGAGAGGGCCUGGGAACUGGAGAAGCAGUUGGUCGCCAUAGGUUUCCAGGGCCGCGGCGACUGGACCGAAGAGGAGAAGGAAGAGCUGAUCUCGCACGGUUACGUCGACGGUUACGAAGGCAUCGACAUCCACAGCAUCCACAAGUAUCCGCAAUUGGCGGACGAUCCCGGAAACGUGGCCUUCCAAAGGGACACGAAGCGCAAACGGCGGAAGAGCGGCCAGAGGAAGGGCCGAAUACAUAGACACGAAUCGUGAUUUCCCCGAGACGCGCAAACAAAAAUCGACCCCUUUGGGAUUUUAAAAGAAAACGUGCCAUAACAAAACGAAAACGAGAAAGAAAAGCGGAAACAAACGUAAGAAAACCGACAUCAAAAAAGAAAACCCAAAAAUCCUAGUCGUUCUUUAAAGUACAUAAACGUAAUUAUUUAAAAAAAAAACAAAAAAGACUCUAUGAGAAAAAUAUGAAAUAUUUUUUAAUAUUAAAUAUGAUGAAAGAAAACGGAAAGGGCAGUAGUAACUUUACGUGGCAAUAUUUUUAAAAAAAAGAAUUCGAUGAUGUGUAAAGAGAAGAGUUUGAAAGAGUGAACAAAAAAAAAAACAAGAAAGAUAUAAUAAUAUAAUAAGAAUUAAUUAUAUUUAAUACUACUACUACUACGAAAAAACCUGUCCAAUUGAAAUGCCUCUACAUGGAGCAAACGAAGAGGGCCUAUAUCUAUCAAAAAACAAAACAAAAUACACAUUGUAAACACAGGGUGUGAUGAAUUCAAAAGAGGAAACAUACAAUUUCAACGUACGAUUAACGUCUACAAUGUAGAAACUGCACAUAAUUUAUAAUGUAUAAGUAUAGAGCGUAAUAUAUAUAUAUAUAUUAAAUAAGGAUGUACAUAAUAUCAGAAGGAAAAAAAGAAGAAGCUUUUUAUAUGGAUAUUAUUAACAAAUUCGAAUAGUGAUUUUUCUUACUUGGAACGCCGCCGUCGACGUCCUUUCUUUUCUCCGGGCUUUUUUUUUUAACAGUAAAUGUUUAUUUGUGAUAGAACUGUGCGACAGAAUGAGGAAAGAAACGUAGCGAAAAUAGACUAACAUAUAUAAACUGAAUGCAUUGGGCCACGUGUCGAUAUCACUUUAGGACCGACUGACGAUGAUGUUAAAUUGCUACCUUAGAAUUUAUUAUUAAAUAUAUAAAUAUAUAUAUAUAAAGCAAAAUAUAUAAAUAUGAAGAUAUUUUAGUCCAUAGAUGUAUAUAUUAUUAUGGUAUGGAAAAGGAAAAAAGAAAGGAAAAAACACAUAGAAAGGAUGCGAGAGGAAAGAAGAAGCUAAAAGGAGAAUAACGAAACUUCCUGUAAUAAUAAUAAUCGACGAUUAUUAUUCUCUUAUUAUUGUUGUUCCGAUUACCACCACCACCAUCAUCGAUAUCAUAUAAUUAACGUAACUAUUAUCAAUUCUAUCCUUGGAGUGAUUACGUUUUGUUUCAUUUUGUUUCCUGUCGUAAGUGAUUCUGGGUGCUUGUAUUUCCAUUACUUGGGUAGUUUUCGGACUUAACUGUGUAUGUAUUUAACAUUGGUCCAUUAAUCAUUAGAAUAGCGUACUAUAUUUCAUGAAUAAUAACGUUAUAAUAAUACCUACUUAUUAUAUUAUACAUAUUUAAACAAAACGAAAAGAGAAACGAGAAAAGAUGAUCCUAAUAGACACACAUACACCGAGUUUACGAGUCACUCCAUUCCACGCCAUUUGUACGCCAUAGUUCUCAUAUAAUAUUGAAAAAA